UCUCCUUUUUCUUCAGACGCAAAGACGACGGCCAAGAGUAGACACAUAGAUCCACGGCGAUCCUUGGUGACCAUGCCCCGUUGCAGAGUGAACCUGAGCACCAUGAUUUUCCUGGUCAUCCUGCAGGGGGCAGCAGUAGUGCUCUUCUGUGGCUGGUAUGUCCAGCUGAAGCCUUGCAAUGCCACACACUCCAAUGGCAAAGUUCACGUGCUGCUGCUUUCUUCAUGGCGAUCAGGGUCCUCUUUCCUGGGUCAGGUGUUCAGCCAGCACCCGUCGGUGUUCUAUCUAAUGGAACCUGCUUGGCACGUCUGGAGAAAACUACAGGUAUCUGGUGUGAGGACGCUCCGCAUGGCUGUAAGGGAUCUGAUACGAAGUGUAUUCCAGUGUGACUUCUCAGUAAUGGAGUCUUACCUGCCACAGGAGUACAAUUUGUCCUCCUUGUUCAUGUGGAGUCACAGUCGAGCGCUGUGCUCGCCUCCAGCCUGCUCUCUCGCACCGCGCAACCAGUUCAGCAACCAGACUGAGUGCCUCAAAGUGUGUGGCACUCAGGGCCUGGAGGGGGCGCAGGAUGCCUGCGGCACUUACAGCCAUGUGGUGUUGAAGGAAGUACGAUUCUUUGAGCUGGAAUCCCUCUACCCACUUCUCCAGGACCCAAGUCUAGACCUUCGCAUCAUCCACCUGGUUCGAGACCCGAGGGCAGUGGUGCGGUCCAGAGAGGAGUCAGCCAAAGCCUUUGUGAGUGAUAAUACCAUGGUCCUGGAGCAGAGAAAAGUCCCAGUGGAGGAGGUGCAGUAUGAAGUCAUGCAGAAGAUCUGUAGUAGCCACGUGCGCAUCAAUGAGAGAGCUCUUGUGAAUCCCCCUCACUUUCUUGAAGACCGUUACAAGUUGGUUCGCUAUGAGGAUGUGGCGAUUAACCCACUGGAAGAGAUAAAUGCCAUGUAUGAGUUUGUUGGUCUGGAGAUGACCAGCACACUGGAGCAGUGGAUCUACAGGGUGACACAUGGCAAAGGUAAAGGCUCUCGGAAAGAAGCCUUCAAAAUUACUUCCCGAAAUGCUGCAGAUGUUUCUCAGGCAUGGCGCACCACUUUACCAUACAAGAAGGUGAAACGGAUCCAAGACGUGUGUAAGCCAGCCAUGUCAUUGCUUGGCUACAGAACAGUUAACAGUGAAAAAGAGCAAAAGAACCUUGACUUGGAUCUGCUGGUGCCACAGGAACCAUAUCAGUUCAGCUGGUUACCAGCAAAAACAGAGGUCCCCAAUAAGCUGUAAAGUGUGAACCCGACUUCAGAAGGUCACACGUGCUGGUCUUAUUACACAAAGCUGGUCUUAUUACACAAAUUACACAAAGCCUCAUGUUCCU
Molecule: messenger RNA, 1360 nt
Organism: Thalassophryne amazonica
Lineage: Eukaryota; Metazoa; Chordata; Actinopteri; Batrachoidiformes; Batrachoididae
Product: carbohydrate sulfotransferase 6-like
Exons: 1
Coding region: 73-1269 (398 amino acids)
Biological process (GO): sulfur compound metabolic process; N-acetylglucosamine metabolic process; carbohydrate metabolic process
Cellular component (GO): Golgi membrane
Molecular function (GO): N-acetylglucosamine 6-O-sulfotransferase activity
Source: RefSeq, a predicted model, not a curated record